AUGUCCAGCAGACAAAAACGAACCGAAGAGUACCGAGGCCGCGAUAACCGGUACGACCGAUAUGAUAGAGACGAAUAUAGAGGCCGCGGACGCCCUGACGAGUAUAGAAGCAGACGUGAUCACCGCAGAUCAGUUUCUCCAGACGACCGUUUGAGACGCGACGACAGGUAUGCAUACCGACGCGAUUACGAAAGAGAGCCAUCUAGCUGGCGGGACAGAAAUUAUGGCGACAAACGGGACUCUCCACGACCUCGGUCGCGUGAGCGAUCGCGCGAGAGACGGAAAAGUCCUGUUCGGACUGAACGGGCAUCGUCCAAGGAUCAUGCAGAGAAAAAGCCGGAAGACAGUAAGGAGCCUUUGAAAUACUCAAAAGAUGAGGAUGAGUCCGAGGACCCGGAGCUGCUUAUGCAAAAGAUGAUGGGAUUUGGAUCGUUCGGAACAACCAAGGGCAAGAAGGUAUCGGGCGCCAAUGUUGGCGGCGUUGCCAAAGAAAAGGCCAGCAACUUUCGCCAGUACAUGAAUCGAUCAGGUGGGUUCAACCGCGAGUUGUCGCCGCCGCCCGAAGAGCGCCGGAAGCACCGCCUCGAAGCUGUUAUUUCUGGCGAUGAUCUCGAUGUUAAUAUUGUCAAUUCUAUGACUGAUAAACUACGGUUUGACGCGUCGGUACUGGCGGCCGGCGAUGGCGUGGUGUUAGCACUGCUCCCACCCGCCAUUGGCGUGCUUAAGUACUCAGCAACCGAGCAUGUGGACGGACUCGAUGGCGUGGUGGAGCUUAUUGAAGCUUUGCUUUCACGGAAAUCAUUUACAGAAGUGCUUACUCUGAUACCUUUGGACGACUUGUUGACUGCAGCUGCAACGGUACUUGUUCCUUCAUUGCAGGUUGUUGCGAUCCAACAGCUAAGCAAAGUCUCUACAGAGGAUUUGAUACAGCACAAGGAGAUUUUGCAGACCCUUGUAGAGCAACUUGCAGAUCCUGAAACCAAAUCAAUCAAAGCCUUUGAGAGUUGCUUAGUGAAACUUGCUCAAGGGGAAGCUGGGUUGCGCCAACUGGAGUCUGGUAAUACUUAUGCGGUUCUCAAGAAAAUGCACAACUCAAACAAUUCUGUAUUGAUUGGGCGUGUCCUCGAGGUCGCUAAAGGUCUUGUUGCCAUUGAUCCAGUGGCUGAGUUUACUAGCUUGAUUCAGUUUGAUCCAGAAAUCUUUAACCCGGCUCACUGGGAUGUGCUGCUUGUAAGCACAAUUAUAACAUACUACCGCGAGAUUUUGAGCAACUCAAAUGUGGUCAGGGCUCUUGAAAAUGAACUUUAUACAAUUGCCUACGUGUAUUCUAAACGAAGCGAAGAGCCAGAAGUGCGCAUGUUUUUACAGUCAGACAUUGUAGGUUUAUUUGGUACGCUGAGCCGUCAUUACCCAGAGGAAUUCCAUGCCAUUGAUGCAAAGUACAAAAUUGUGGAAGACAGCCUGACAGACCAGGAAGACCGCGUGCGGGUACUCACAAUGCUGGGUCCUAAAUACCUAUUACAAUAUCACAAGAGUGCCCUCAAGACAAUCAAGUAUGAUGCUAAGGACGUUUCAGCUCUACGGAAUUUGCUGAGCGAUCAAGAAUCGUUUGAGUUUAUGGCACCGACCCAAGCGCAAAUUCUUCAGCUGAAUGAGUAUGACGACAAGAUGUUUAUCCUUUCUGGUGUUUUAAAAACAGAGGCUGGUCUACAUGCACUAUUAUCGACUUGGCCAGGAGUAAUGAAUGAGAUUGUACACCCUACCUCAGCCGUUAGCAACCCGCAAUCACUAGAUUUACGACGCGAGGUUUUGGAAAUUCUCGUAGAUGCAAAACCAAGCGAUCUCGGUGUCUGGUAUGGUCCUGUUCGUGAGGCAUACCGUGAGCUGAUAUUUGGUAAGAACUCGGGUAAUGCCCCGCAAGUGGCUAUUGCUCAUAAAAGUGCGUAA
This is a messenger RNA of Magnusiomyces paraingens, 1947 nucleotides long. RefSeq lists its product as uncharacterized. The record is from RefSeq and is a predicted model, not a curated record. Gene Ontology annotation, biological process: RNA splicing. The coding region runs from base 1 to 1947 and encodes 648 amino acids. The transcript has 3 exons. Gene Ontology annotation, cellular component: precatalytic spliceosome. Lineage: Eukaryota; Fungi; Ascomycota; Dipodascomycetes; Dipodascales; Dipodascaceae.